AGCCAUUGUGGAACUAGUAUUCUUUGAAUUAACAUGCAUUACCAUAGCAUCGCUGUUCUUCUAUGCCUAUUGGCUGUAUCGUUUUCAACUCACAUUGGUUAUUAUAACAGCUAUGCACCUGCCGCUACAUUCGAAAAAUGUGUUUACCGUGAUCUUAUUCUCUCUCCAGGAGAGAGUGGACAACCCGAAGGAUGCUGUGAAUGUUUCUACUGUGGCCCAAAUCAAAGAGGUUUUAUCGAAAGAUGCAACGAAAUAAUUGUUAAUCUACCUUGUCAUCUGGGUGAAUACACAAAUCCUGAAGCAACUUUUCCACAGUGCUGCGAGAGAAAUGUCAUCUGUCCCGUAUACUAAAACUCCGUUUGGAUAAACUUAAAAAAUCAUUAAAAAAUAUUUUUAAAGCUUAAACUUAUAACAGCAAAGUGUCCCAUAAACAUUCUAAAUAUAUAAUUUUUAUGUUAUAAAAAAAAGUAAAAAUGAAAUACAAAGCAUAUAAUAAA
Molecule: messenger RNA, 497 nt
Organism: Stomoxys calcitrans (stable fly)
Lineage: Eukaryota; Metazoa; Arthropoda; Insecta; Diptera; Muscidae
Exons: 3
Coding region: 34-351 (105 amino acids)
Source: RefSeq, a predicted model, not a curated record